AUGGAGGGUUUGAAGUUUGUCGCGAUAUUUUGUGUGUUGGGUUUGAGUGUUUGUGAUGAGGUUUGUCACACGGAGAGUGGGGACAAGCAGAUUGGUGACACAUGGGAGGAGGACUGCCAGAUGUGUAGAUGUCGUAGUUCGGAGGGUGCGGCAUCGGCAGAUUGUCAGCGUCCCCUUUGCUUUCCCCUCGAACGUGCUUGCAUCAAGUGGGAUGACAGUGGCUGCUGUCCGGUAUGUGUGGAAAAGGGUUGCAAACACGGAAACAAAACCUAUCCCAUCGGGUACGAGGAACGUCCAGAGCCGUGCACCACGUGCAUUUGUCAUGAAUGGGGUAGCUACCAGUGCAGCACACUGGCAUGUAUGGUAGCCGGGCCAGAAUGUCGACUAUCUCCUGAAGGAGAGAGUGUUUGCUGUGAAAUGAAAAAAAUUGAAGGAACUUGCUGUGGAUAUGAACAGAUUUGCCCACCAGGUACUCAUCUUAAAAAGUAA
Gigantopelta aegis is the source of this 489-nucleotide messenger RNA. Its product is annotated as von Willebrand factor C domain-containing protein 2-like. Lineage: Eukaryota; Metazoa; Mollusca; Gastropoda; Neomphalida; Peltospiridae. The record is from RefSeq and is a predicted model, not a curated record. Bases 1 to 489 code for a protein of 162 amino acids. The transcript has 2 exons.